This is a messenger RNA of Phytophthora infestans T30-4, 1578 nucleotides long. RefSeq lists its product as uncharacterized. The coding region runs from base 1 to 1578 and encodes 525 amino acids. NCBI's taxonomy places the organism in Eukaryota, Oomycota, Peronosporomycetes, Peronosporales, Peronosporaceae. The record is from RefSeq and is a predicted model, not a curated record. The transcript is spliced from 2 exons.
AUGGCUGACCUGCAGAGCAAGAUGAAUGCCCACCAACAAGACAUUGACCGUGCCAAGGAGCAGAUUCACGACACCACCCAGAAGGCUGACUCGUAUUUGACCGAGUUGACGAAGCGUGUUGAAGAAUACGAGACGAACCAUUCUGACUUUGAGCCUGCUGGUCAGUACUUGAAGUCGGCGCUUGACGCAUCGCGUUCGGCGACGCAGAAGUUAAAGACCCAGGGCCAGGACCUGUCGGAGCGAUCGGUUCCCGUGGCAAUCGAUGGUAUGAACGCCGUUCAAAAAUCUUUGGACGAUCUUCAGAAACAAGCGGUUGCCUACGAUGACAAAUACGCGGGCUCUCGUGGGCAGCAAGCCAUGGAUACUUUGCACCACUGGGUAAAUGCUGGAUGUCAACGUGCGACUGACACAAUUGAAACAACCAACGAGCAGUUGACAAAGUUGCGUGACGCUGUCGGAAAUAUGGCCGGCCAAGCUACUCAUGGAGCACAAGUGGCUGUCGGCGAGGCCGCACGUGUGGCUGAAUACGGUGACGAGAAGCUGGGAGUGAGCACUGCGGCUGGUGGAGUCGUCCAGAAAGUCCGCGACUUGGAUGCACGCUUAGGUGUGUCGGCCACGGCUGCCAAGGUGGACACGAAGAUAACUGGUGGCCUUGGCUGCAAGGUGGCUUCAACUACUGUGGAUAUUGUGACGGAGAGCGUGACCUACAUCUCGGAGACGCUGCACAACGCGAAGCUGGCAGCUCAGCAGUCCGAUACAGCUCAGAGUGUUGAAGCGAAGGGAGCAACUGCCGCUGGCGCUGCUGCAUCCAAGAAGGACGAGGUGCAAAAGACUUUUAGUGAAAGCUUUGAGAAAGGGAAGGACAAGGUUGGCAUGGCUACGCAGAAGACUGAAGAGAAAGCAGGUGAGGUGAAGGACGUUACUGCGGAAAAGACCGAGCACGCGAAAGAAAAGGCUCAAGAUGAAGCGAGGGGGGCGAAAGGAAAGGCAGGCGAGAUGACCGAGUCGGCUAAGGAGAAGGCGGGGCAGACGAAAGAGACUCUAAAACACAAGGCCGGCGAGGCUGCGGAGACAGCGAAGAACAAGGUUGGUAUGGCUAAAGAUAAGACUGGCGAGACUGUUGACCAAGCUAAGGAAAAGAGUCAAGAGAAGGUGAACCAAGGGACACGUAAGGUUGGCGACGCGAAAGAUAAGACCCAAGAGGAGGUUGGAGAGUCGAAGGAACAGUCCAAGGGAAUUGUUGGCCAAGCCGCUGACAAAGCAAGCGAUUUAAAGGAAAAAGCCAAAGAGAAGGUUGGAUCGGCCGCAGACACUGCCAAAGGUAUGGGCACGCGAACGGAGGCCAAGACGACGAAGCCCAAAGAGCCGACACUUACUCAGGAGCAGACCGACACGGAGAAGGGUUUGGAAGCUGCUAAGCAAACGCGUGCAAAGGGGUCGGAAGCAGCAAAAACCGCUGCUGGAACGGCUCACAAGGAGUUGCAUGACAAGCACGCGAAGCUCGGGAAGAUAGGAGGGGAGCGCGAGACGCCUGGAUUCAAGGAAGCGCAGCAGCAUGCGUCAAAGAGCUCCAAGUGA